AUGAGUGACUCGCAACGAGAGAUGGCCGGAGGCCUGGAGAAAGGCUUCGGUGCGUCAAAUGUCCAGGAGCACAAAGCCCUCCGUUUGAAAACAGCAUACCAACAAAAACCACGCCUAGAGCCUGCCCAUGCUAGCAUUUGCCGCAACCUCCCAGGCCUCCUGGGGAAAUGGGAAAUUCCGAUCAACACGUUUUCCAUCAUCUACGGCACCUGUAUCGCUAUAUUCUUGCCCUUCCCUAGCACCCAGCCGGUUACUGCAGAGAACAUGAACUAUGGGGCUUCCGUUUUUGAAGCCGCGCUGCUUUUUGCUGUGGUCGAUUGGUUUGUGCGUGGGCACAAGAAAUCGAAAGGGCCUACGAUACGGAUGGCACACAAGUAG
Molecule: messenger RNA, 378 nt
Organism: Aspergillus alliaceus
Lineage: Eukaryota; Fungi; Ascomycota; Eurotiomycetes; Eurotiales; Aspergillaceae
Exons: 2
Coding region: 1-378 (125 amino acids)
Source: RefSeq, a predicted model, not a curated record